Molecule: messenger RNA, 1746 nt
Organism: Sporisorium graminicola
Lineage: Eukaryota; Fungi; Basidiomycota; Ustilaginomycetes; Ustilaginales; Ustilaginaceae
Exons: 1
Coding region: 1-1746 (581 amino acids)
Source: RefSeq, a predicted model, not a curated record
AUGUCCAUCGCGACGCCCCAGCUCGCCUCAUCGCCUCGCCAGCAGCACCCGAUGAGUAGAGGUGAUUCUCCGACAAAGCAGGACAAUCUCGUCGUGUCGACUGUCAGCACAGAUCUUGCCUCUUCGCCGGACGAGAUUGCCUCGGACGCUUCCAGCGGGCCUCUGAUCCAGUCGCAGACGCAACCCAAACUCAAAAGCAUUCUCGACAACCCAAACGACGUCAUCCCUUGCAAGCAAUCGCGCUCCACAAGUGAGUCAGGCUUCAAGGCCGCGCUCAAGGCCACUUUCCUUCCACCGCCCACGCCCGGUCGUCAAAUCAAAGUCAAGGAUGGCAAACGCCUGGGCAAGUCGUUCCAGCGCACAGAGCCGCGGCCCAAGAACUUUGAAGGCGGCGAGGUGCUGGACUACGAUCCCAGAGGCAAAGACGCGACUGCCGGCGAUGGUGUCUUGCCUCCAGGCUGCCUCAAACCGCCCACAUACCGACGAGACAGCGCCAGCGAGUCUGGCUACGGCAGCGACAAGGAAAGCAGCCUAGGCACCCCCAGCGACACGGCUGACUUUAGCGAUCUCUCUCGCUCCAAUACCUCGGAAUCCAGCUCAGCCUGGGGCUCGUCCGAGCGUGGGCGAUCCACAACCUCCGUGCCCAGCAGAGCAAGGCAAGGCUCGAUGGCCUCCACCACCUCGAACAGCAGCGGCGCGGCCAUCAAAUUCUGCCCACUCCCGGCAUCGGGACGGCUGAAGCGUGCCAACUCAAUCACCAUUGGUGUCGCCGCUCGCUCCCAUCUGCUCCAGUCGCAGGGUACUGCUGCCCCUCCAAGACAAACCUACACACCUCAGCACGUGCACGGCUCGCAGACUUGGUACACCCAUCCCCAGCAUGAAGACGUCGUGGAUGUUGGACAAGAGAUCAAAAAGGGCGCCACCAAAGCUUGGAAGCUGCUUCGUGGCGGUGGAGGCAACACGAGCGAUAGCUCCAGCUCUCAGAGCAAGGACGCCGCCGCUGGUAGCAAUGGUCAGAAGAAGGUUGCUGGAGCAGCACAAGCUGCUGUACUAGAAAAGCCGAAGAAGGCAUUCCCCAAAGAAGGUGCGCCCAUAGCCGAUCCCGACACAGGCGAGCUGAAAAUGGCGGAUGGCUCUGCUGUCAGCUCCACACCCAACGUGUCCCAGAGCGGCGUCUCAGAACAGGCCAAGAAGCUUCCCACCGGGGCUGCUGCCAGCUCAUCAACGCCAGGCGGUGAUCAGACGCCACGUCGUACAUCUAGUCCCACUGCUCAACUGCGCAGCAUGUCGAUCUCGGAAGAUCCAGAGGCAGAAGACGUCGCUGCCGCGCUCGAAGCCGCACACGCCAAGAAUGCUGCCAAGGACGCGCAUUUGCCUAACGGACAUCAUCCACACGAGCUGCAAGAAGGCCCGCAGCAUCACAACUUCCACCUUGCCGACGACCACGAUGGGACGCAUUUGGAUUCGGGGGCAGCUACACCCAGGAGUGGCAUGCAGCGCCGAUUGUCGACAGGUGCCUUCUUGCGUGGUCUAUCGAUUCGCGGAAUCCAGGAGGACCGCAGGAGGGAUCUGCUGGGUCUUGGUCAGGAUGAAGAUGCAGAGAGACGCGACAGUGGCGAGGUAGCGGCUGAAGGCAAGAUGUCCGACGAGCAGCAUCGGCACGGCAUUGCGGUCAGAACGCCGGCGGGUAAAGAGGAAGAGCUUGGGUUGGAGGGCUACGGUCAUUCGAGGCAGAUGCUUUCGUAA